CUUCCACGAUGCUUGGGCUGCUAAACGAUUGGAGGCUGGAUGGCAGUUUGGGUCUCAGUAUGAUGAAGACAAGAAAUUACACCCUUGUCUGAAACCAUUCAACCUUCUUGGUAAAAAGGAUACAGACCGCUAUACAUCGCCAGUCUAUGAGUCGGUGAAGACUAUGAUUGCCUGGGGUUGGACUCUGGACCAGGACAGGUCUCGUGCUAAUAAAGAUGUACAGAAACGUAAGCGUGCAAACACGAUUUCCAAGGAUACAGUUGAGGGAUAUAAUCCCAAACCUACAGACCUGAGGAACAUGACUCUCACAAGGGAGAUGCAGAACAUGAGUGAGAGACUAGCAGAGAACACUCACGACAACUGGGCCAAGAAGAAGAAGAUUGAACUCGAG
Owenia fusiformis is the source of this 391-nucleotide messenger RNA. The record is from the annotation of a GenBank genome assembly. Lineage: Eukaryota; Metazoa; Annelida; Polychaeta; Sabellida; Oweniidae.